Drosophila hydei is the source of this 1946-nucleotide messenger RNA. Its product is annotated as peptidylprolyl isomerase domain and WD repeat-containing protein 1. Gene Ontology annotation, biological process: protein peptidyl-prolyl isomerization. Lineage: Eukaryota; Metazoa; Arthropoda; Insecta; Diptera; Drosophilidae. Gene Ontology annotation, molecular function: protein binding; peptidyl-prolyl cis-trans isomerase activity. Bases 13 to 1926 code for a protein of 637 amino acids. The record is from RefSeq and is a predicted model, not a curated record. The transcript has 9 exons.
AAUUGAUAGAAAAUGAGCGCGGAAAAUGAAAAAGAAAACCUAAAACGUAGCGCAACGGAAGAUGCUCCAGAAGCAGAGCGAGAGGCUACCCAGGAAGCAGACGAAGAAGGCGAGGAUGAUGCCUGGAUUGGACCGAUGCCAUCCGAACAAAGCAUCGCGGUGCCGGCCAAAAAAAAGAAAGUAUUGCCCUAUGAACAUAUAUAUUUGGAGAAUUUGCCAAAUGCAGAAAGCUAUGAGCGCAGCUAUAUGCAUCGAGAUGUGAUUACACAUUUGGUGAGCACCAAAACUGAAUUUGUGAUCACCGCCAGCUUGGAUGGACACAUUAAAUUUUGGAAGAAAAUGGAUUUGGGCAUUGAUUUUGUUAAGCAUUUUCGAAGUCACUUGGUGCCGAUUAAAACGCUAACUGCCAAUAGCAGCGGUACUUUACUUUGUUCGGCGGCUGUCGAUCAAACAGCAAAGGUCUUCGAUGUAAUUAAUUUUGAUAUGAUCAAUAUAAUUAGGUUGGGUUAUACGCCGCUAUGCAGCGAGUGGAUUAACUCUCCAGGAGAUGCAGUGCAAGGAUUGGCCAUCACCGAUUCGGAAAGCAACUGCAUCCACAUUUAUGAUGGUCAGAGCGGAGGUGAAGCUUUGCGCACCUUGGAUAAAUUGCAUUCAGCUCCAGUUGUUGCCAUGUGCUUCAAUUUGGCAAUGGAAACGGUCAUCUCUGUGGAUCGUAAUGGCAUAUUGGAGUAUUGGCAGAACUCUCGGCAUGAUUACAAGUUUCCUCAACGUUUGGUUAGCUUUGACUCGAAAUUGGACACAAGCCUCUUCGAGUUUGCCAAGAACAAGACGCAAGUAACUGGUUUGGCAGCUUCGCCGGAUGGUAAACGUUUUGCUGCCAUUUCUACGGAUCGAAAAGUUCGUGUCUUUCAAUUUAAUACGGGGAAACUUUUGCGGGUCUUUGAUGAGGCUUUAACCACAUACACACAAAUGCAACAGACGCCACAUGCGUUGCCCAAUAUGGAAUUUGGCCGAAGAAUGGCUGCGGAACGUGACUUAGAGAAAACUGCACAGAAUACGACUUUGAAUAUACUCUUUGAUAGCACGGGACAUUUUCUGCUCUAUCCUACAAUGUUGGGUAUUAAAGUGAUCAAUGUUGCCACAAAUCGUUGUGUCACAAUUUUGGGUAAAACGGACAAUAUACGGCCUUUGCAAGUAGCUCUCUUUCAAGGUCGAAUCAAGCGGCAAAAGGCAGCAAUUACACUUGAACAGGAGGCCAGCGAAAAUCCAGCGUUACAAAAUUUGCUCAAUGAUCCAACGGCGUUUUGUACAGCAUACAAAAAGAAUCGCUUUUAUUUGUAUAGCAGACGUCUGCCUUCUGAUUUACAAGAUGUCGAUCGUGACAUAUUCAACGAGAAGCCUUCGAAGGAAGACAUCAUUGCCGUGCCAGAAGCUCAAGUUAUACAACGCAUCUAUGAGAAUGUAGUAUUGCAUACCACUAAAGGCGAUAUACAUAUGAAAUUGUUCUUCAAGGAGGUGCCAAAAACGGUGGAGAAUUUUUGUGUACAUGCAAAAAAUGGCUACUACAAUGGACAUAUUUUUCAUCGUGUGAUCAAAGGUUUUAUGGUUCAAACUGGAGAUCCCACAGGUACGGGUACGGGUGGAAAAUCCAUUUGGGGACACGAUUUCAAGGAUGAAUUUGUUCAGAGCUUAAAGCACGAUCGUCCAUACACUGUUAGUAUGGCGAAUGCAGGCCCAAAUACAAAUGGCAGUCAAUUCUUCAUAACUGUGCUGCCUACACCUUGGCUGGACAAUAAGCAUACAGUUUUUGGUCGUGUGUUUCGUGGCAUGGAAGUGGUGCUCAAUAUAUGCAAUGCCAAGGCAAAUCCCAAAACCGAUAAGCCAUACGAUGACAUUAAAAUAAUUUCAAUUCAUUUAAGUAAUUAAGCAAAAAAAUAUUAGCAAAA